Molecule: messenger RNA, 582 nt
Organism: Thelazia callipaeda (thelaziosis nematode)
Lineage: Eukaryota; Metazoa; Nematoda; Chromadorea; Rhabditida; Thelaziidae
Source: the annotation of a GenBank genome assembly
AUGAGCUACCUCAAUGUCAAAUUCAUCAAUGUGGCUACGAUUUGGAAAUAUUAUCCCAAAGCAUGGCGCGAUACUGUCACUUUCAAGACAGAAAUGUGUUUGGAGCUGAGAAAGGAAAUCGUCGCUAACGAAAACGUUGAAAUCGCAGUUGAUUCGCGAGUAAAAAUUGCAAUUAGAAUAAAAGAUCGAUGGGACAUCCUGGUAUACGAUAAGAAGGGACGUGAAGUAACCCUGAUUGAGGCUGGCAUCACUGGUCAGGACAGGUUGACAGCAAUCGAGACCGAGAAGAAGCGGAAACAUAUAUCAGAUCGAUCUCAAGAAAACGCUCGAAAGCAUCUCAUUCAAUCAGCGUUGUGGAUUCGACGAGGACGAAGCAGCAGAGAUCAGCACAGCAGAACUGAGCACGGGAUAAAUGUGGAGGUUAGUUUUCGUUUUCUCUUUAUUGAAUCUGCCGCUGGAUCGUAUUCCGGCACUCUGGCAGUACUUGUCUCGCCCUCAGAUUUGUUGUAUUCAUCGUUUUCGCUUCGGCCUGGUGGAAUCCAUAUCGACUGUCGAAGAAAAUGCUUUCGAGCGUCUUCUUGA